GUCCGAGGAGCCGAUCACGUUUGGGGCGGCUGUGCUUUACAGCCUCUUCUGGGUUGGUUGCGCAGCGAUGUUCUGCGUCUACGUGUACUUCGCGCGCAGCCCGGAGGACGCGUACCAGUGGUGGGUCGGCUACCUGCUGGAGUGGAUGCUCUCGGUGGACAACCUGUUCGUCUUCCAGAGCAUCUUCAAGGUCAUGGGCACGCCAGACGACCAGAAACACAAGCCGCUGUUCUGGGGCAUCAUCGGCGCGGUCGUUUUUCGAAUGGCGUUCUUCGUCGUCGAGGAGCUGCUGGUGCACAGCUUCGCUUGGACGCACUUUGUGCUGGGACUGUUCCUGAUCUACACGGGCGUCAAG
This is a messenger RNA of Prorocentrum cordatum, 355 nucleotides long. The record is from the annotation of a GenBank genome assembly. Lineage: Eukaryota; Dinophyceae; Prorocentrales; Prorocentraceae.